This is a messenger RNA of Andrographis paniculata, 1386 nucleotides long. Its product is annotated as E3 ubiquitin-protein ligase CIP8-like. Gene Ontology annotation, molecular function: ubiquitin protein ligase activity. Gene Ontology annotation, cellular component: cytoplasm. Gene Ontology annotation, biological process: protein ubiquitination. The record is from RefSeq and is a predicted model, not a curated record. The transcript has a single exon. Bases 110 to 1174 code for a protein of 354 amino acids. NCBI's taxonomy places the organism in Eukaryota, Viridiplantae, Streptophyta, Magnoliopsida, Lamiales, Acanthaceae.
AAAAAAAUACAGUGGUUCGAUUCGAUCUUGGAAUUUCAUCUCCAUUCGUCUCUCUCGUAUUGCCAGUCCAUUUUCAAGACCUAAAAUAAUCUCCUUUUUCGUCUCAUCCAUGGAUGACCAAUCGCCUGCCCGAACCCUGCCCGAAUCCGGGUCGGAUCAAGAUCCAUCGGAAUAUUGGUGCUACCACUGCGUCAAGAGUGUCGCAGUCGAAACCCUAGCUGAUCUGCCCGACGUCGUUUGCUACGAGUGCAAGAACGGUUUCGUCGAAUCUAUCUCCGCCGUUGUCCCCAACCCCGCCGCCGAGCCCGACCCGGACCCAAUCGACGAUCCAACCUUCGGCAACCAGUUUAUUCAGGUGCUUCGCCUAAUCGCUCAAGCGGCGCGUGAAGAGGACGCCCCGCCCCCUUCUCCCCCCUCCAACGCAGACUACCUCCGCAUCGAGCUCGAUGGCUGGGACGACGAUAACAACGACGAAGACGACGACGACGACGACGAGCAUUCGGUUGAAGUCGUCCGCGAGGAAGAAGAAAACAACAGAUCCGGCGAUGGCGACGACGACGACGCAGACGCAGACGCAGACGAAAUCGAAGUGAUCGAGCCUCUCGACGACGACGACGACGACGACGAUAUGCGCCGGCGGCGGCACGACACGCUCAGGCUCCGCCUGAGCGAUUUCGCGUCGCGCACGGCCACUCGCCGGAACAGAAUCCUCGAUUGGGCGGAGAUUCUGAUGGGCCUGGAGGAUCAUUCGAUCGAGCUCAGAUUACAACUGUCUGAUUCUGACACUUACAUUGGCAACCCUGGGGAUUACGUCGAUGCUUCAGGCUACGAAGCCCUUCUUCAAAACCUCGCCGAUAGUGACAGUGGAGGCGGCCGCGGGCCACCUCCGGCGGCCAAAUCCGCCGUAGAGGCGCUGAAGAGUGUAGUAAUUGAAGACGAAGGGAGCACUGUGGCGUGUGCCAUAUGUAAAGAUUUAGUGAAUGUGGGAGAAGCUGCAAAGACUCUGCCUUGUGGCCAUGGCUAUCAUGGUGAGUGCAUAGAACCCUGGCUGGGGUGUAGGAAUUCAUGUCCUGUGUGUAGGUUCGAGCUGCCGACUGACGAUCCCAACUAUGAAAAGGAGAAGAGGGAUCGCGAGAGGGGGGCUGCGUCUUCGUCAAGUUCUGGAUUGGGGUAAAAUCUUGAUGAUAUGUUUCGUUUUGUGCAAUAUCUUGUUGUUUAGGUUAUUGAUUUCUACGAGUUUAUGGUGUUGUUCGAUUCGGACAUGAUCGGGCCUGUGUAAUACUACUAUAUGGAAUAGGCUGUAUGAAGUAUUGUCGUUCUUGUGGUUUCUCAUUUGUUGUAUAUAAAACACAGACUCCAAAUUGAAGGGGAAUGAUGAUCUUGUGC